AAAAAAAAAAAAAAAAAAAAAAUUUGCUCCUCCUCUUGUCAUCAAACUUGUCUCGUCUUCUUCGCCAGAUUCUUUCAAUCCAUUCCCUACCAAACAGUAGACUCAAAAUUCAGAAUCUUUCUUCGUAUUCCUCUUUCCUUCACUUUCUCAGCUACCAAACACAUUUUAUUCAUUUUUUAAUCCCAAAUUCCAAUCUCUUUCGUUCGUCUUCUACCUCCUCAGGUACUUUGCCGGCCCUGCUCAUCCCCUCUCUCUUUUGGAUUCUCUCUCUCACAUUUCUAGGAUUUAUUUAUGGAUGUUCUAUGAUCGAACCCUUUGAGUUUGAGAAUUCUAAAGCCAUGGAGUCUGUAGAUACUCGCGACGAGGAAGCUCCUCUCGUUGUCGGCGAUAACUCUGCGAUUCAAUCCCAGAACAAUCACACAAGAGAUGUUUACAUUCUGAGCUUCGCAUUCUUGUUCAUCUUUCUCGCUUAUGGCGCUGCUCAGAACUUGCAGAGUACUCUCAACACCGAGGAGGCUUUGGGUACAACUUCAUUGGGGAUUUUGUAUUUGUCAUUCACAUUUUUCUCUCUGGUGGCCUCUUGGGUAGUUCGGCUUCUGGGCUCCAAGAAUGCCCUGCUUCUUGGGACUACUGGUUAUUGGUUAUUCAUAGCUGCAAAUUUGAAGGCAACAUGGUACACAAUGGUUCCAGCUUCAUUGUAUCUUGGUUUUGCUGCUGCUAUAAUAUGGGUUGGCCAGGGGACGUAUCUAACUUCUACUGCCCGAAGUCAUGCAAGUGACUACAACUUGCACGAAGGAAGGGUUAUUGGUAACUUCAAUGGAGUAUUUUGGGGAAUGUUUGGUGGACACCAGCUUGUUGGAAAUCUUAUCUCACUUGCCCUACUUAGAGAUGGAGCUGAGGGAAGUACAAGCGGCACUACUUUAUUAUUUAUCGUAUUUCUUUGCAGUGCGACCUUAGGUAUCAUUCUUAUGUGCUUCCUACAAAGACGGGAUAGUAAAGGAGAGGCGGGCCCCCAAUAUUCUUCCAACACCUUAUAUGCUUCUGUGAUAUCUCUGUCAAAGUCCGUUAUCACUCCCUUGUUAAAUGUACGGAUGAUAUUGGUUAUUCCUCUUAUGGCAUAUUCAGGACUACAACAAGCAUUUGUGUGGUCUGAGUUCACUAAGUAUGUUGUAACCCCUGCACUGGGUGUGUCUGGUGUUGGUGGUACCAUGGCAGUUUAUGGGGCGUGUGAUGCAAUAUGUUCGCUGGCUGCUGGUCGACUGACCUCUGGUCUCAAGUCCAUCACUUUGAUAGUUUCGGUUGGUGCUUUCAUCCAGGCUAUCAUAUUCCUCUGGCUUAUCCUAAAUUACAGUGGAACCAGUGGAGUACUUGGCAUUUUAUACCUGAUCCUGAUGGCAGCUCUUUUGGGCAUUGGUGAUGGAAUAUUUAUGACACAACUUAAUGCCUUACUCGGGAUACUCUUCAAGAGUGACACGGAAGGAGCGUUCGCGCAGCUCAAGGUGUGGCAGAGUGCUUCUAUUGCAGUUCUGUUUUUUCUAAGUCCGUACAUCUCAUUGCAGGCAAUGCUUUUGAUUAUGCUUGUUGCAAUACUUGUCGCAUAUGGUGGGUUUCUUGUUCUAACUCUUCUGGUGGAGAAGGCAUUUUUCUCAGCAAGUCUGUAAGCCUUAAGCACAAAAGCAAAUUUGGAAAAAAAAAAAAAAAAUUUGAAAAAAAAAAAAAAAAAAAAAAAAAAAAAAACUAUUAGCUGAUAUUGCAGUGUUGCUGCAGCGCGUGAGUCUUCCUCUUGUACAUCUGGUUCUCGUCAUACAAGCUGAUUGUGCAGUAUUGCCUGCAAGUCUCGGUUCUUGUCAUUUUUUCUUCUACUUGAAAGCAGAAUCAGAAAUUCUCAGAAGAAUUUCAGUAGGGUUAUUUUUCUGAUAGGCGUUUUCCGGUGCAUGUAAGAGUGGCUGUUCACAUAAGAAUUCCAAAAAAACACUGUAAGCUGAUGUUGCAUUGUCGCAGUUGCCUGUAAGUAUUCCAUUUGUACUUUUGGCUCAUUUGUUCUACCACUUCUAAGCGAAAUCAGCCUAGCUGUUUUGUGUUU
Molecule: messenger RNA, 2083 nt
Organism: Morus notabilis
Lineage: Eukaryota; Viridiplantae; Streptophyta; Magnoliopsida; Rosales; Moraceae
Product: UNC93-like protein 3
Exons: 10
Coding region: 303-1661 (452 amino acids)
Biological process (GO): potassium ion homeostasis
Source: RefSeq, a predicted model, not a curated record